Molecule: messenger RNA, 1224 nt
Organism: Prunus armeniaca (apricot)
Lineage: Eukaryota; Viridiplantae; Streptophyta; Magnoliopsida; Rosales; Rosaceae
Source: the annotation of a GenBank genome assembly
AUGGGUUGUAAGACAUGCAUGGAAGAUCGGAUCAGUGGAUUGCCAGACGAACUUCUUUGCCACAUACUUUCUUUCCUUUACACAAAGGAAGCUGCAAAGACCAGCAUUUUAUCACACAGAUGGAAAAAUGUGUUGGCUUCUGUUUCUAGCUUUGACUUCUGUGUUCAGUCACCAAAUAUGGUCUCAGAUCGUUGCGCAGGGUUCGUGGAUCGAGUACUUGCCCUUGGUGGCUCCUCGUACAUUCAUAGAUUGCGGCUCGAAUGUGCUAAUAUCGAGGAUUAUUUUUCCCGGAUUGAUGCUUGGAUUUGCACUGCUAUUUCACGUAAAGUUGUGGAACUUGAUCUUUGCUUGCUCUCGUAUUCGUGCCAGAGUAGUUUUGAGUUGCCUAGAAGCCUUUUCAUGUGCGACACAUUGGAGGUUUUGAGACUGAGGGUUAAAUCAAAUCUUAUUACCAAGCCUCCAACCUCAAAUUGUUUCCCUAGUCUCAAGUUUAUGCAUGUCACACUCUACCGUCCUUUUUAUGACCCAACACUCUACCGUACUUUUUAUGACUCAACUCGGAACCUCUUUUCUUGUUGUCCUGUACUUGAAGAUUUGAUUAUAGAUGGAUUUGUUCACCAUAAACCAGCUUUUCUAUUUAAUGUCUUUGCGCCUAAACUGAAAAGACUAGAAAUAAAUUUGUAUGUCAUUCUGGACAGAAAAUCUAAUCAUCCUAAUGGUUGGAAUCUGGAGGAUAAAUUUUGGAAGAAUGCAGAAUCCCUCAGCAAAGCGAAAAUCGCUCUCCGAGUGCCUCCAACGGGUUACCCCGGAGAUAUUUACUUAUGGCAAUUGCUUCAUUAUGCUGAUCAAUUAAGUAAGCUUUUAGCAGGAAUUAACAAGGUUACAUAUUUGUCAUUUUCAGCUCCAAUUUCGGAGAACAUACAGUGGUGUUGGAAACAUGCUGAGGGUUAUCUAGUAGCACAUAAAUGGCGUCCACCAGAAUCUGUGCCUGUUUGCUUGUUGUCCAGCAUCAAAACUAUUUGCAUACAUGGAUUCUACGGGAGGCCAUACGAGAUGGAGGUGGCAAAGUAUUUGCUGAAGCACGGCGAGGUUUUGACUAAGGUGACAAUUUUUUAUACUAAUGAUUUGGGUGUAGCAGAAGAGAUGAGGUUACGGCAGGAACUUUCGAAGUUCCCAAGGGGUUCAAAGACUUGCCAAGUUGAACUUUUGGAACUCAAGUCCUAG